Molecule: messenger RNA, 2358 nt
Organism: Labeo rohita (rohu)
Lineage: Eukaryota; Metazoa; Chordata; Actinopteri; Cypriniformes; Cyprinidae
Gene: tmem236
Product: transmembrane protein 236
Exons: 4
Coding region: 89-1147 (352 amino acids)
Source: RefSeq, a predicted model, not a curated record
CAGUCAGUCAGCCAGUGCUGUGAGAGAUGCGCUGGAUGCAUUCAGUGACGACUCACUCGUAAAGGGAUUUACUAAAAACUCUGUCAAGAUGCUCUCUGGGAAGACUGUCAAACUUAUCCUUUAUGAGCUUCUGCAGUUCGCAUGUCUCUGUAUUCCUGUGUUUGUAGUAAUGGAACGCUUUGCUUCUCUCAUUCGUUUUGUGAAGUCUAGUGCCACUGCCUAUUGGCUGGUGGUAGCGGCCUUUGUGGCCUAUGUGGCGCUUGCCACCCUGUUUGUGUGGGUUCCUUUGAAGUACUUCAUCCUCAAGACACAGCGCUUCUCAGAAGUGACCAACUGGAGACCUGUUACACUUGCAUAUGUGGUCCUCAGCACUUUACCAUGCUUUGCUAUCAUCAUAGCCAGCUCAAAGGUUCAGGUUGACGCUGACGUUAAGUACGACCGCUUCACUGAGCUCCCCGUCUCUCUGGUCUUGUUCUCCCUCAUUUGUGUGGACAUAGUGGAGAAAAUUCGUCCUCUUUGCCUGACAGGACGGGCAAGCGGAUUAGAGUGGGAUUUUGAGACGCGGGGUCCGGUGUUGACUCACUUGGAGCAGGUGACAUCAGUGUCCGGACAGCUGCAGGCUAACGGACGGGACGGCAACGCAUCUCCAAGGUCGCCGGUCAAGAAUGGGACACUAUCGGGACGUUGGAGAGACACAGAUGAUGGAGUCGCCUCUCGCAACAGCACCACGGCAUAUCUCUACUCCUCUCAUUCCUCUCACUCAGGUCCGUUUCGCUUUGUCUGGAAUCGAGAACCUCGACAUGACCUCUUUGUGGCCACCUUCAUGUUUUGGUUUGACACUGUGGAAAUGCUGAGGGUGGGCGGGUUGGAAUUGGUGUAUUACUCAGCGUGGGUGUUUCCUGUGUACAUACUGGCUUAUCUGUCCACUCUACGUGUUGCUAUAACUCCAGACAGUCCUUUGCUGGCUUCUUCAAGUGUCCUCUCCCAAGAUUUGCCUUUCUUGGUGUUGCGUAUUUGCCUGUUGGCGGUUUUCGGUUACGUUACGCCUGUGCUGUACAUACUAAAGAACAUUUUCAUUGUGGUAUCUUUCAUUUACUUUGUCUUUAUGACUAAAUUAAAACUGCUCAACAGAGGAAGGAUGUUCUGAGGGCAUUAUGGGAAGAAAUCUGUAAAUACGUUUUGGGGUUCAAAAUAAAUGUGUAUGUUUCUUGAUUUUUAUUUUUAUUUUACAGGUGGACAAAACUAUACACAGACAUCUGAAUUUUUGUUUAGUCAUUCUAUUAAUAUUUAUUCAAAAAUGUUUUGGUAUAAUACUAGUCAAAAGUUUGUAAUAAUUAAGAAUAAUGUUUUUGAAAGAAGUCUCUUAAACUCACGAAGACUGCAUUUAUUUGAGCAAAAAUAAUAAUAUUGUGACAAUUGUUCUAUUUUAAUGAAAUGUAAUUUACUUCUUUGAUGGUAAAUCUAAAUAUUCAGCAGCCAUUACUCCAGGCUUCAGUGUCACUUGAUCCUUCAGAAAUCAUUCUAAUAUGCUAAUUUUAUGGUAUUUUUAUCAAAUAAAUUCAGCCUUGGUGAGAAUAAGAGACUUUCUUUAAAAACAUUUAAAAAUCUUAAUUAUUCCAAACAUUUGAUUGGUCGUGUAAAUGCUGUAUGUGUUAAUAUUAUUACAUGUUUUAAGGCUUUCUGUUUUGUUGUUUUUCUAUGCAUCAUAAUUCAUGCAUUUUUUAAUUAAUCUACAUUUUAAUUCAUUGUGCCAGUUGUCAUGUUUUCAAAUUUGUAAAAUAUAUAACAGUUUGUUCACACCAUCUGAUAGUGCAUACAUUUAUUGUUGGAUUUCAUUUCAGCAUGUGAGCCCAGCUACAGUUGAUAUUGACUUGAGGUAAUGCGAGUUAAUCUUAUACCAGGACAUGUUCUGAUAAUGUAAAAACUGAUUGCUUUUCAUAAAAAGCCCGACCUAUAAUACUCUGAUUCAACUUUGAUCCAUAUUAUGAGACACAGAGAAGCUUUUGAAUUUCCAUGAUGUUCCAUGAUGAUAAAUGAAAUCUUAUAUUGCUGCAUGCUGUAAUUCCAUCUAUCAUACGUACUGAUGUCAAAUACCAUGUAAUGUGUCUGUAACACUGAGAGCAAUAGCAGUGUGAGGUGUGACAGAGCUCAUACUGAAAUAGUUAUCUGAUAGGUCAGUUCAAAUAUUUUUACAUUUAAUUAAAUGCAACAAUAAAAAAUAUGAAUAUUUCAUUAAUAAUUAACUUAAAAAUACAUGAUAUAUUUUUAAAUAAUCAAAUUGUAUUAUUCAUAUUUAUACAACAGUUCUUUCUGGUCCUCAAAUCUGAUUGGCUAAGAGGAGUGCAAUAUGCUAGUGAU